Malaya genurostris is the source of this 2695-nucleotide messenger RNA. It is a transcript of the gene Vps26, whose product is annotated as vacuolar protein sorting-associated protein 26B-like. The transcript is spliced from 7 exons. NCBI's taxonomy places the organism in Eukaryota, Metazoa, Arthropoda, Insecta, Diptera, Culicidae. Gene Ontology annotation, biological process: retrograde transport, endosome to Golgi; intracellular protein transport. Gene Ontology annotation, cellular component: retromer complex; endosome. The record is from RefSeq and is a predicted model, not a curated record. The coding region runs from base 796 to 2373 and encodes 525 amino acids.
UGACGUUCCGUUCAUUGAGUCAACCAACAGUGCAAGAACGGUGCAAGGAAACUUUGCAAUUGAAUUUUCGCUUAUCAAUAAAAUUGAUCCGUGCUGCGUUUUGUUCUCCAAAAACAAUUCUAUUCUAUUUCCGUUGUUUACGUGGAUGUGCCUAGCUUAAGCCAUUUGUGUUAUAUAACAAUAUAUAGUGUGCGAAAAGGAAUGAACAGCAACGAACUUUGAUUAGUGUUCUUUGCCACCAGUCUAACCAGACUGCAUAGCACUGAUGGCGUACCGCGAGUGACGACGAUUUAUCAUUAGUGGAAUAACAGCAAAGUGCAAAGUGGUUCCGUGGAUAUUGUAAAAAAAAAAUUAUCCAGCACCGGAAAACACCAUAGUAUCAAUUAACCGAUAGAGCUUAGCGGUAAUUUAGUCCUGGUCAGUGGUAGCAGAAAGAAAAUAGUGAAAUUAUAUAAAAAAGUAGGAGGCAAUUCCCUCCCAUAUGCAGACGAUAAAAUAGUUCCUUCCAUCCGUUUUUCCUAACCUACCCACUAAGCUCCAGUGCACUACUCGCCCUUUGCCUACCUCCAGAUUGGUAAUUUUUGAUGGACGGUGGCUCAAACGACUACGCGACCGUGGUCAGCACUGAGUUAAACUGAGUAACAUUUUAUGACCGCUCGGAAGACUGAUUUAUACUGAGAGUUAGGUGGAUCUGUUGUUUGUAUAGCGACAUUUGUGAAGAGUCAUCGACACCGAUUAAACCAGAAGCGAAAACAUAAUACAAAUCAAUUGGUUUAAAGUGCCGCUGCAGCUAAAAUGAACUUCUUGCGCUUCGGUCAAUCGGCGGACAUAGACAUCGUCUUCGAUGGGGCUGAGAACCGACAGAGUGCCGAUAUCAAAACGGAGGAUGGCAAAAAGGAUAAGUAUCUACUGUACUACGACGGUGAGACCGUCAGUGGAAAGGUUAACAUUACGCUGAAGAAACCCGGUGGCAAAUUGGACCAUCAGGGUAUCAAAGUGGAACUUAUUGGUCAAAUCGAGCUUUAUUAUGACCGCGGAAACCAUCAUGAUUUCCUCAGCCUAGUCCGGGAGCUGGCACGACCGGGGGAUCUUUUCCAGAACACGUCGUAUCCGUUCGAGUUUGCCAAUGUGGAAAAACCGUACGAGGUUUAUGCCGGAUCAAAUGUUCGUUUGAGGUACUUUCUUCGAGUGACGAUUGUUCGCCGCAUAAGCGACAUUAUUCGGGAAGUGGACAUCGCCGUGCAUACGCUGUCAAGCUAUCCGGACACAAACAGCCCAAUCAAGAUGGAAGUGGGCAUCGAGGAUUGUCUGCAUAUAGAGUUCGAGUAUAACAAAAGCAAAUAUCAUCUUCAGGAUGUUAUCGUGGGUAAAAUCUAUUUCCUGCUGGUGCGCAUAAAAAUCAAACACAUGGAAAUUGCUAUCAUCAAACGGGAGCAGACGGGUUCUGGUCCCAAUAUUUUUACCGAGAACGAAAUUAUUGCCAAGUACGAAAUCAUGGACGGUUCACCGGUCAAAGGUGAAAGCAUACCGAUUCGGGUGUUUCUGGCCGGGUAUGAUCUGACCCUCACGAUGCGUGAAAUCAACAAAAAAUUCUCCGUACGAUACUUCCUCAACUUGGUGCUGAUUGACACCGAAGAUCGGCGAUACUUCAAACAGCAGGAAAUCACCCUCUGGCGUAAGGCGGACAAAACACGCAAAUCGUUGACCCCUUCGCAAGCGACGUCGAUUGCCGCUGCUCAAGGUCAACCGGGAGCUAUCGCGGCAUCUCAGGGUGGUGCCCAGCUGCAGCCCCAAGCGAAUGCCACGAAUCCCCACAUACCUCAUCACCUAGUUGGGCAGGGACCCGUGCAUAAGGAGCUGGUUGAUGACAUGAGUUACAAUAGCGGCGGGAAGAAUCUUGAAGAAAACAAUCCAAUCAUGGGACUGUUCACGGAGGAUAGUUCGCAGUCAGACAUGCGACCGAAACCAGCUGUUCGGCAGCGAAAUGACGACGCGGUAACGAACAGUGAUGAUAGUAGGUCCGCACUGAAACCAAACGAACUCGCCGUAACGGCAGACCCUACGGAUGAAGAGACUCUACCCCAAUCGCAGCAACAUCUGCACCGGGAAGCGGGCGACGGAGCAGCGUCUAUUUCACACACAACGGACGAGGAGACUUCCUCGUUGUUUGACGCUAACGAUUUAAGUUUCAAUGCCAAUAAUAAUACCAACAGCACACCUACCGUAGGUGUCCCCAUAGAAGAAGACACCUCCAAUACUACGGAACCUAUCCCAGUGCCGGAUGCGAGCACGAUCACGAUACCGACAAAACCUGAGGCCGCCCCACGUGAAUCCAAACAGCAGAAACAACUCGAAGAACCUCUGAUGGAAUAGACCCUCAUUCGAAUAUGCUCGAGAGUAGUGUAAAUUCAGCUACUGAAAAGCACCCAUGAAAACUGAUCUAGCGGAAUAAUUCGACAACAAUUAAAAAAAAAAAGAAUUUGUUCGUAUUAAAAAAGCAGGUUGAGUAUAUCCCAUAUACAUUAAACAUAAAACUAGCCUUCAAACGAAUCAUUACGGAGCAGACUAUUUGCUAAUUCAGUAAAGCAAAUCAAAGUCGCACUAACGGUGUUUAUCUUUUGAUUGUUUUUUUUUCAAAACAUAUGUGAACUCUUGUUUGCCACAACACUAUCUUACACGUUAUUAAUCAGAAAAU